Messenger RNA from Penicillium paradoxum, 1695 nucleotides. RefSeq lists its product as uncharacterized. Gene Ontology annotation, biological process: fatty acid metabolic process. Gene Ontology annotation, molecular function: medium-chain fatty acid-CoA ligase activity. Bases 1 to 1695 code for a protein of 564 amino acids. Lineage: Eukaryota; Fungi; Ascomycota; Eurotiomycetes; Eurotiales; Aspergillaceae. The transcript has 3 exons. The record is from RefSeq and is a predicted model, not a curated record.
AUGGGAGACCGUACUCUGUUCAUACCUCCCCAUGUGGGAGAGAAUGUGUUCCCGAAUCUUCCCUUUUUCCACCGACUGCUACGUUAUGCGCAACGCAGGCCUUCCCCCAUUGCGGUUCGGGACCUCAAUGCCGGCGUUGAAAAGACCUACCAUGAUCUGCUGUCGGAUGUUUUAGCUCUUCGCAAGGUCUUGGAAAGUACAAUCAGCCCUGAAGCUCGGCGUGAUUUGCUUGCAGACAAAGAGGUGUAUAUUGGAUUGCUUGCGCCGGGAGGGUAUGAAUAUACCGUCGGCUUCAUCGCGAUUCUCGCGAUCGGGGCAGCAAUCGUACCCAUGGCUGCCACAGUACCACCCGAAGAAGCCUGGUACUUCCUAUCAAAAGCGCGAUGUGUGGCUCUAGUAGCCGGCUCGGCCAGCGAACAAACCGCUCAGUCAACGAUACGCUUUAUGGGAGAAAGCAAGGGCAUUCAUAUCCCCUGUAUAUCCCCAAUCGCAUCUCAUUUUAGCCCAACUCUUGUCCCGGCGGAUGAAAUGGUCAUCUCGUCGGACAAAGUUCCAGAUAUGAAUGGGGCCGCACUGGUAAUUUUCACUUCCGGGACGACAGGGCCUCCCAAGGGUGCUGUCCAACGUCGCAGUUAUAUCUCUGGCAGUGGCGAAGCCGAUGCAGCUCACUACCAAAUUACUGAGAAGGACACAGUGCUCCACCUUCUUCCAGUGCACCAUGCCACUGGCGCGGGCUUGACUUUCCUUCCAUUCCUUGCAGCCGGCGCAUGCAUCGAGUUCCGCAGCGGCAGCUUUGAUGUAGCGUGGACCUGGGAGCGCUGGCGACAAGGAAGCUUGACCUUCUUCUCUGGUGUUCCAACCAUAUAUAUGCGCAUGAUGAGGUACUAUGAAGAGAAUAUUGCCCAUCAGGCACCUGAAGUGCGAGACCAGUAUAUCGCUGGUGCGCGUGAAAUAAGGGUGAUGAUAUGCGGUACCUCCGCACUUCCAGCACCAGUGCAGGAUUUCUGGCACGAACUUCGAGACAAGCCUAUUCUCACUCGGUAUGGUGCGACGGAGUUUGGUGCAGUUAUCAAGAAUGAACUUGAUUUCAAUGGGACGCCGCCCAACAGUGUUGGUCGUGUUGCUGAGGCAGUAUCGCUCAAACUCACCGACGAAGGCCAAGUAUUACUGAAGUCCCCUUAUAUGUUCUCCAAAUACCUCUUCGACGAGAAAGCAACGGCCGACGCACACGACGAAGAGGGAUACUUCAAAACGGGCGAUAUUGCUCGCCGCGAAGGGCAAUACUAUUUCAUCUUGGGCCGUGCCUCAAUCGAUAUCAUCAAGUCGGGAGGGUACAAGAUCUCUGCGUUGGACAUUGAGCGUGAGAUCAUGGGUCUGGAUUAUGUUUCUGAGGUCAUGGUCGUGGGCGUUGAAGAUGAGGAGUUUGGUCAGCGGGUCGCUGCCACCGUUAGCCUCAAAAAGGAUCAGAAGACCACCCGCAAGACUCUUACACUAUCCGAGCUUCGAGAAGAUCUGAGGAGCAAGAUAGCUGGAUAUAAGAUGCCAACUAUACUUCGUGUGGUGCCAGACGAGCUGCCCAAAUCGGCUACAGGAAAGGUGCAGAAGAAGAUCUUGGGACCGCAGUUCUUUCCGCCCAACUAUCAACAGCUGCCAGAAGUGCAGGUCUGGAGCAAAGAGAAGAAAGCGAAACUAUAG